AUGUUGUUUGAGAGGCAACAAGGAUUGCUCCCCAGCAUUGUAGAGCCCAACCCGAGGGAGCAUGUGAAUGCAAUUAUGUUGCGGUCAGGUAAAUUUGUUCCCGGUCCUUCUUCUGUUUCUAACACUAAUACUAAUGCGCAGGUAGAUUCAAGUAGGAAAAUUGAAGCUACCAAGGCAAAGGAACUAGAGAAAGAAGAGGCAAAGGAGGUUUCACUAAUGGAAUACCAGUCCAAAAUCUCGUACCCUACUAGAUUAAAGCAGGCGCAAAUGCCUCGAUAUGCGAAGUUCUUAAAGGAUAUUCUUAGCAACAAGAGGAAGUUUGAGGACUCGACGUGCAUGACGUUAAACGAGGAAUGUAAAUUACCUAUUAAUGAUGCCUUAGCUGAUUUAGGGGCUGAAAUUAAUGUAAUGCCGUACAACCUGUUUGUAAAAUUAGUGCUGGGAGAGACCAAACCCACUAGGAUGAGUAUACAAUUAGCUGAUAGAUAUGUUAAGUAUCCUAAGGGUAUUGUAGAGAAUGUGCUGGUAAAAGUAAAUAAAUUUAUAUUUCCUGUCAAUUUUGUGAUCUUAGACAUGGAUAGUGAGAGUAGUGUACCCUUAAUUCUAGGAAGACCUUUUCUUGCAACAUCUAGGGCAAUGAUAGAUGUUUGUGAUGGAAAGUUAAAACUUAGGGUAGAGGAUGAGACUGUCACCUUUGACUUGCAUAAUCCCAUAAGCCAGUCUUUAGAUUAUAAGAAUGUUAUGUAUGCUGUUAAUGUAAUUGACGAUGAUAUUGAGACACAGUUGCAGGAAGUGUUAGUUGAAGACCCUCUACAUGUCACUUUAUGA
This is a messenger RNA of Ricinus communis (castor bean), 828 nucleotides long. RefSeq lists its product as uncharacterized. Lineage: Eukaryota; Viridiplantae; Streptophyta; Magnoliopsida; Malpighiales; Euphorbiaceae. The coding region runs from base 1 to 828 and encodes 275 amino acids. The transcript has 3 exons. The record is from RefSeq and is a predicted model, not a curated record.